Messenger RNA from Exophiala bonariae, 2667 nucleotides. RefSeq lists its product as uncharacterized. NCBI's taxonomy places the organism in Eukaryota, Fungi, Ascomycota, Eurotiomycetes, Chaetothyriales, Herpotrichiellaceae. Gene Ontology annotation, cellular component: cytoplasm. The transcript has a single exon. The coding region runs from base 1 to 2667 and encodes 888 amino acids. Gene Ontology annotation, molecular function: peptide binding; metalloaminopeptidase activity; zinc ion binding. The record is from RefSeq and is a predicted model, not a curated record. Gene Ontology annotation, biological process: proteolysis; peptide catabolic process.
AUGUGUCGCUUCAUGUCGGACUCGCCAGGCGCUGUGAGUACCCAAGGCAGAGUGGUCCUGCCCACCAAUGUGGUCCCCAAGCACUACGAUGUGACGCUGGAGGUGGAUUUCGACAAGUUCACCUUUGACGGCACCGUCAUUAUCGACCUCGAUGUUGCCAAAGACUCCUCCACCAUCUCCUUGAACACCGUCGAACUUGAGAUUCACUCCACCGAAGUCCAUGCCGAUGGCGCCCUCAUCACUUCCUCCCCUUCCCUUACCUACGAUGCAGACACUCAGACCACGACCAUUGCCCUGGGGAAAUCAAUCACAAAGGGCCAAAAGGUGCAGCUCAAGCAUACAUACACCGGCCAGUUGAAUGACAAAAUGGCGGGGUUCUAUAGAUCUAAGCGAAGAGAUGGAAAGUAUUUGGCCGUUACCCAAUUCGAGGCAACCGAUGCUCGACGUGCAUUGCCUUGUUUCGAUGAGCCAGCGCUCAAGGCUGAGUUCACCGUCACUCUCAUUGCAGACGAGGACAAGACGGUUCUAUCCAAUAUGGAUGAAGCGUCCACCACAACAGUCGACUCCAAGAUCACUGGUGGAAAACGCAAGGCUGUCAAGUUCAACCGGUCACCAAAGAUGUCCACAUAUUUACUCGCCUUCAUCGUGGCAGAGCUCAAAUCCAUUUCGACCGACAAGUUCCGCCUGCCCAUCAAGGUGUGGAUGACGCCGGAGCAGAAUGAAGAGGAUGGCAAAUUCGCUCUAGAAGUUGCGGCCAAGACUCUUGCAUUCUACGAAAAGGCUUUCCAGGCUCCUUAUCCAUUACCCAAGAUGGACAUGGUCGCCAUUCCCGACUUUGCUGCUGGUGCCAUGGAAAACUGGGGUCUAGUCACCUACAGAGUGGUUGAUUUGUUGUUCGACCAGAAAUCAGCUGGUGCCGCUACCAAAGAACGGGUUGCAGAAGUGGUGCAGCAUGAACUGGCACAUCAAUGGUUCGGAAAUCUCGUCACCAUGGACUUCUGGGAUGGUCUAUGGCUCAAUGAAGGUUUUGCCACAUGGAUGAGUUGGUACAGCUGUAAUGAAUUCUACCCGGAAUGGAAAGUCUGGGAGACCUUUGUCAUCGACACUCUACAAGGUGCCAUGGGAUUGGAUGGGCUGCGAAGUUCCCACCCUAUCGAGGUCCCUGUUCACCGUGCCGAGGACAUCAAUCAGAUCUUUGAUGCUAUCUCAUAUUCCAAGGGAUCUGCCGUACUGAGAAUGAUUUCCAAGUAUAUUGGUGAGGAUGUCUUUAUUGAGGGAGUCAGGAGAUAUAUCAAGAAGCACGCCUGGGGAAAUACCCAGACCAGUGAUCUAUGGGACGCCCUUGCAGACGCAAGUGGUAAGGAUGUUGCACAUGUGAUGGACGUUUGGACCAAGAAUAUUGGUUAUCCCGUGGUCACAGUCACCGAGAACGAAAAAGAUUCGAGUAUUACUGUGAAGCAGAAUCGAUUCUUGCGAACCGGUGAUGUGAAGCCUGAAGAAGACAGGGUCAUCUAUCCUGUCAUUCUUGGACUGAAGACGAAAGAUGGCGUCGAUGAGAGUCUCCUUUUGGAGAAGCGAGAACAAACGUUCAAGCUCAAGGAUGGGCUUGACUUCUAUAAGUUGAAUGCUGAUCAUUCGGCACUUUACCGGACAAGUUAUACACCCGAACGAUUGACCAAGCUUGGAGAGGCGGCUAGUCAAGGUCUUCUUUCAGUGGAAGAUCGAGCUGGCAUGAUUGCCGAUGCAGGUGCACUGGCGGCAAGUGGAUAUGGCAAGACGUCUGGUAUCCUCAGUUUGCUGCAAUCAUUCAACACCGAGACUCAAUUUGUGGUAUGGAACGAGAUUCUUACUCGCAUUAAUGCUGUGAGAAAUACAUGGAUCUUCGAAGAUGAGUCUACCAAGGAUGCCCUGAAGGCGUUCCAGUUGAGUCUCACUUCAACCAAGGCCCACGAGCUCGGAUGGGAGUUUUCUGAAGACGAAGACCACGUUCAGAGUCAGUUCAAGAGUAUGAUGUUCGGCUCGGCUGGUCUCGCUGGAGAUGAAAAGAUCCAAGCAGCUGCAAAGGCCAUGUUCGAUAAGUUCUUGGCCGGAGACUACGCGGCUGUGCACCCCAACCUGAGAGCAUCGGUAUUUGCCAUGGCAUUACGUGAUGGAGGAGAGAAGGAAUGGGACGCCCUUCUUGCACGUUAUCACUCGGCACCAACUGCUGACGAGAAGAAUACUUGCCUGCGCAGUUUGGGUCGGGCUAAGAGUCCGGAACUGAUCAAGAAGACCCUCGACUUGGCACUUAGCGGAGUUGUCAAGAUGCAAGACGUUUACAUGCCAAUUGGUGGAUUGGGAACAACGUCGGAAGGCAUCGAGCGACGGUACGAGUGGUUGGAAAGCAACUGGGAUGAAUUGGUGGAGAAAUUGCCACCUAGCAUGACCAUGUUGAGUAGUGUGGUCAGCAUCUGUGCAUCUGGAUUCACACGUUCCGAUCAAUUGGUCAAGGUCGAGACGUUCUUCAAGAACAAGGACAAGAAGGGAUUCGACCGCAGUCUACAACAAAGCCUGGAUAGCAUUCGAGCCAAAGCAAAUUGGCUGGAACGAGACAGUGAGGAUGUCUUGUCCUGGCUGAAGGAGAACGGAUACUCGGGAAAGGGAAAGGUGGGCAGUGGGAAGUUGUAG